This is a messenger RNA of Emiliania huxleyi CCMP1516, 1370 nucleotides long. RefSeq lists its product as hypothetical. The transcript has a single exon. The record is from RefSeq and is a predicted model, not a curated record. The annotation marks the transcript as partial. Lineage: Eukaryota; Haptophyta; Isochrysidales; Noelaerhabdaceae.
AUGAGCAUGCUCUUCUGCGCUUAUUCACCUUCGUGGUCACCUUCGUGGUGCGCGGUUAACGGCGGCGGCUCCACGACCGGCAAGGACACGUGCAACCCCGACAUCUCGGCGUGGAACAUGUCGGCGGUGACCGACAUGAGAUACAUGUUCCGCGGCGCCUCCUCCUUCGACCAGGACAUCGGGUCGUGGGACGUGUCGGCGGCCACCGACAUGAGCUACAUGUUCGACGGCGCCUCCUCCUUCGACCAGGACAUCGGCUCGUGGGACGUGUCGGCGGCCACCGACAUGAGAUACAUGUUCUACGGCGCCUCCUCCUUCAACCAGGACAUCGGGGCGUGGGACGUGUCGGCGACCACCGACAUGAGCUUCAUGUUCUUCGGCGCCUCCUCCUUCGACCAGGACAUCGGGUCGUGGAACGUGUCGGCGACCACCGACAUGAGAUACAUGUUCUACGGCGCCUCCUCCUUCGACCAGGACAUCGGGUCGUGGGACGUGUCGGCGGCCACCACCAUGAGCUACAUGUUCUACGGCGCCUCCUCCUUCAACCAGGACAUCGGGGCGUGGGACGUGUCGGCGACCACCGACAUGAGGUUCAUGUUCUCCGGCGCCUCCUCCUUCGACCAGGACAUUGGGUCGUGGGACGUGUCGGCGGCCACCACCAUGAGCUACAUGUUCUACGGCGCCUCCUCCUUCGACCAGGACAUCGGGGCGUGGGACGUGUCGGCGGCCACCGACAUGAGCUGGAUGUUCGUCUUCGCCUCCUCCUUCGACCAGGACAUCGGGGCGUGGAACGUGUCGGCGGCCACCGACAUGAGCGGCAUGUUCUACGGCGCCUCCUCCUUCGACCAGGACAUCGGGUCGUGGGACGUGUCGGCGGCCACCACCAUGCGCUCCAUGUUCUACGGCGCCUCCUCCUUCGACCAGGACAUCGGGUCGUGGGACGUGUCGGCGGCCACCACCAUGAGAUACAUGUUCCGCGGCGCCUCCUCCUUCGACCAGGACAUCGGGUCGUGGGACGUGUCGGCGGCCACCGACAUGAGAUACAUGUUCUACGGCGCCUCCUCCUUCGACCAGGACAUCGGGUCGUGGGACGUGUCGGCCGCCACCGACAUGAGCUACAUGUUCUACGGCGCCUCCUCCUUCGACCAGAACAUCGGGUCGUGGGACGUGUCGGCCGCCACCGACAUGAGCUACAUGUUCUACGGCACCUCCUCCUUCGACCAGAACAUCGGGUCGUGGGACGUGUCGGCCGUCACCGACAUGACCUGGAUGUUUGAGAGCGCCUCCCUCAGCGACUGCAACAAGGCGCUCAUCCACGCCGGCUUCGACGCUCAGACGAGCGCGUGGCCCUACUCGUGGGGCUCACUAGA